This is a messenger RNA of Xyrichtys novacula (pearly razorfish), 8058 nucleotides long. Lineage: Eukaryota; Metazoa; Chordata; Actinopteri; Labriformes; Labridae. The record is from the annotation of a GenBank genome assembly.
AUGACCCUGUUGACCCGGUCACAUGGUGCGGGCGGCAGACAGCUGAGGGGGAAGGACAGACGAGAUUUCUACCCUGCAGACACUUCAGCAGCUGUCAGAGACUCCCACCUCCACCAGUCACCUCACCUGACACUGAACAGGUGAAACACUGAGGGAAGAAAGAAAAAGGACAGAGACUCUUAAGAGGAAAAUAAAGCAGGAGUUGAUAAACAGGAUGUUUACAAAAACUAAAACAUUUGCAAGGUGAAGGAAAAAAGUGAGGAGACAUGACAAAGAAAGGCGGAGAAAUUGCAAGAGCAGGAGUGAAAUUGAUAAUAGGCGGCAAAAAAAGUCAGAGGACAGUGAAAUGGAGGGAAAACAGGGCUAUGAAUUAUUCUGUUGUUAUCCUGUCUGACAGCAGUCUCCAAAGACUUUUUAUUUCCAAGCAAGGUGGUAUUCUUUUGGUACAGACCAUCAGCCUGACCCGUACUAUGAAAUAUUAAAGAGUUCAUAUUUGCAUGCACGUAUGCCCGAGAUCCCAGUAGACAUGACAUGACAGCAUAAUUCGUGGUGCUCUGUGGUCCAGGCACAGCAUUAAAAAGAAAAGCCAUGGGUUUGAGAUGAAGAGAAAUAUCUUCUUCCUCACUUUAAUUAUGUUUGAAGGUUGUGAGAGACCCAAACAUGACACUGACAGCUGCUGUCUCUGCGCAGGAGAAGAGACUCUUAAACCCAGAGACCAAUUUGUAGCCAAGUCAGUCAGUCUGGCUGUUAAAGUAAAACCAGUUUGUCUCACAGAGGUAGUGAAAAGGUCACACUAUUUGCCAAUUUCAAUAAAAGAGCAGAUACAAAAAUUCUCCCAGAAAACGAUAUAAAACAAAAUACCUAAUAAAGAAAUAGCAACUGUUACAGGUAGCUGCUUUACUUGACAAGAAAUCGCAAAUUUCUUUCAUGUUAACCCAAAGAGAUUUCUCACAAGCAGAGCCUGGGAAUUCACGACAGCACAACAAUACCUCCAGCUUAUGAAGUGUAAUGUAAAGCUGUUACGUUUUUGCCACUCUCUGAGUUAUGAUCAGGGAUGAAAGUGAUCAGUUUUAUGAUCAGUUUGCAGCCGGUACGCAAACUUUCACCCCUGCAAUGUGUGUAGGCUACAUUUGCUAACCGUGUUGCAGCACGUCAGUCGGCACUCUGCAUUGUGACCGAAGUGAUCCAAAAGGCCCAUCCUGCUCGCGAGUAAGUCGUAUUUGCUUCCACAAACAAACUCCAGAGGUGGGGGUGUUCAGUGCGCACUUUUGAUUGGACGUUGGUUGCCUAAGCACUGGGGAUCGCCUCCCGCCUUUUGCGGAAGGCGGGAACUUUUAAAGAGACAGCUGCUUCAAUCUUUACGGUGGCCGAUAACCGCCACUGCUGCAAAUAAAAAAGAAUGCAAAAACAACAAAGAAGCCACAACAGAAGUUACCGAUCCAAAAAAAAAACGAAACUGGAGCCCGCUGCAAAUAAAAAAUGAAACGUUGCAGAUUAAAAUAAAGCCACAGUGGAAGUUAACGACGCAAAAAAUAUAUAGAUUAAAAGUUACUAAGAAAAUAUAAGAAUGCAAAUAAAAAAAGCCACAACCGAAGUGAGUUGCCGGGGACCAAUACGAUCUAGGCACAGAAGACGACGGCGAGAAGUGAGCAAAGAAGUCAGUGAAAGGGUUAUUACUUAAUUACACUUCGUGUGCUUUUCAAUGUGUCAUUUGGUUAGUCCAUGAAGUGCCUGAGUUGAUAUGAAGUUGAAUGAAGGGUGCCAGUAUAGUGUUGGCUUUAGCUAACACAGAAAACCCACUACGGCCCGAAAGACCACCCAAGAGAGGUCGGUAGCAAAUAAGUAUGCAGACCCCUCGCUUUAUUUCAUGAAAGGUCCCCGGCAGCUCUCUUCCGUUGUGGCUUUUUUUAAUUGCAUCCUUUUAUUUUCGCAGUAAGUUUUUUUUUGUUUUGUUUUGCAUCCUUUUUUAUUUGUAGCUGUGGUGAUUCUCAGUCACUGUAAAUCUUAAUGCAGAAAUAAAACAAAAUGCAGAGAAAAAUUUAUUUUAUGUUCAAGAGAAAGAGAGAUGCAGCAGAUGAUGAUAUUGUGACAUCAGAGCAAGUUGGGGAGCAGAGGAGGGAAGUAGCAAAGCUACCAGGAGUGGGUAAGUAACUGAAAAAUGGCUGAUAAUGUUACUGUAUCAGAACAACAGUAGGUUGCAAUAUGAAUCUUUUCAUUUGAAUCAAAGAACAGGUGUAUAAGGUAUGGAAAUAAAACAGCAGAGGAGAUAAGAGUGUGCAACUUUCUUUGUUAUUCUUGUUCAAAUGAUCCGUUCGUCGGCACUUGGUUAAACUUGGGUGUGCUCCUCUUGUACAAAGCCUACAGGUACAGUACCUGCAAGAACCUUAGCCUACUUUGACCCCUGGUUGUAAUGCAAUCAGGUAUAAAGCAUUGACUGUUAAACAUAGCGGUAUUAAUAGUAAUUUUAAAUCAUCAAGCAGAGUUGGUUGACUCUUCAUUCCUGCCUCCUCUCCUCUCACUGAACUAAAUCUAAAUAAAACCUAAGGCUUUCACACUAAACCACCAGCCAGCAUUUAUUUAGCUUUGUUGUAGUGAUCAUGGUUAGAGACAUUUAUGAGAGAGUGUUGAGCUAGCAAGCUCGCCUUGCCAGUUCCCAAAGAGUUGUAAGUUCACAGUUGAAGUUGUCAGGGCAGAAAUUAUGGUAAUAGAGAUUAACUGUUGACCUAUAAUUUUCACCUGCAGAUAUAAUCCCUUUGGUUCAUGCUUAAGCCUAUAUAAUGUAUUUAUUUCUUUUUUUUUCCUUUUCUUUAGCUACUGAAGAGUAAUAAACCACUGUGAAUGAUUUUCUCUCUACUAAAUAUCCAUCUGAUUAUUUUUUCUCUGCAACACGGCCUGACUUCAGUCACAUUUUCACAAACUUAUUUCUCUUUUAACCUCUUAAAGUGCUCCUUUAUCUACAACUGUUGCUUUCAACUCUUAUGCUGACUGAAUGUGAAAAUACUGAGUGUUUACUGCAGACUGAGGGGUUAAAUUUCAGACAUUGUGAAUGACUCUAUAUGAGCCUAUAAAGACGUUUUUUUUUUUUUUUUUUCACUAGUUCUGUGUGCUGCAUUUACAUUGAAGAUGCAGUGAACCAUCGCUUCAGCCAGACCAACAUUACUCAGCCAUGGCAGGAGGAAGAUAUGAUGCAGCUGCAGGGUUGGAGCACGCAGAGCUGCAGGGUUGUCAGAUGGAGAACUGAGGGUGUGGAAGUGUGGAAGAGAGAUGGGGAAGAAGAGGGCGACUGUUGUUCUCCCCGAGGUUAAUAUGGUACUAUCAGUUGUGCAACUGUCCACUCAUGGCUGCAUCUAUUUUCCCAAACUGCUGGAGGAGAGGGGAGAAAUACUAGGAGAGAGAGGAAAAUAGAGACAAGAGGGAGGGGUUACAAUGGAGAGUUAGCAGAAGAGAAACAGAGACUUGGAGAAAUCUGGAAACCAUUCAAGAAAAUGAGAACUGUUAGGAGUGGCUGCUGUGUUUGCUUUGUUUCCUUAAUUACCUAAAAAGUUGAUGGCAGGGUUUUCUUGGCCAGUCCAGCCUCUGAAUUAAUGGAUUAGAAACACAAAAGCCAAAUAUGCUGACAAGAAAAAAUACCCCCUUGAAAACAAGAACUGUUGUAUCUAAGAAUUAUAGUUCAGUUUCUGUCUUAUUCCUUUAGUGCUGGCUGAAAUCUUCUCUGUGUUGCUUCUGUAUACCUACAUACUUUUGACUACUUUAAACCAACAAAGUAAGUGUUUAUUGACCACAUAGUUUCUUUAAGACUUACAACCCUUUAACACAUCAAAAAUACUUCUGCUCUUGUCGAUGGUUGUCAAGAAUCACGAUGAAGUGUGAUUGAUGUCAGCCGUUGCAUGUGGCCCCAUUUUUCUGCUCUAAAUAAACUGAAGGAUAAAUCCAGUUGCGAAGCCAGUCCCUCAAAGCGCUGACCUUUUGAUAAGCCCAUCCCUCAAAUUCAUGGCAGCUCAGAGAUGCUUUAUUGCCACAACCUAGAAAUGGCUCAUGUUGACAUAAGAUCAUUUACAAGCUGCUCCCCGGGGGCCCUCAAGGCUCCACAUCUCUAUAUGAACGAACAACAAGAGAUUAUCCUUGAAGUGAAAUAACUUCAGCCUCUGCCUCACCUAGGACUGUUUCUCCAUCAGGAUACAGCCUUUUUUUUUAAACCUUGACAUUUGAUCUGUACAUUUCUCUAAAAGCUGAUGUAUAAUUUGUAAAGAAAUAUUCAUUUCUCUUCGUCAAUGUUUCCAUUAAAGCCAGUGACUUGUUUUUGUCACCCUCAUAUGCUGUUAUAUACUUUCUGCUCUGCCUUUUUUGCUAUACUAAAGUGAGAGAAAUAAAGCAAACGGAAUGAAUAUUUCACUAAUUAAACUUUGAAAACAUCAGUCCUUGCUUUUCUUGGAUUUCAUCCUUCCCCUCUGCCCUGUUGUUUUUCACGCCAACCAUUUUGCUGUUCUUCUCUGGCUUACACUGUUGAAUUUUAAGCCACAAACUGCAACAGGUCAAAGCAUCCUAAGUCAAAGGCUGUAGGUUUCUGGUGUCUGUGGUUCAGAGCAAACUAACAGCAAGAGGCGAGCAUGAUAAAGAGGAAAGGGGACGGUCAGGUCACUCAUGUGUCCUCUGAUCCUGGUUAUCUGUCUCCAGCUUCUUGUUUGCCUGAGUGAUCUGGGCUGGAACCAUCACCAGCUCCCUCUCUCUCACGUGAACCGUGACUUUCGCUGAGCUGGGAGCACACUGCCGAGAUAAGGGCUGGGGUCUGGCCGACUGUGGUGAUGGAACCGGUGAGAAAAAAACAUGGUGGACGGAGCCAUCUGGCCAACUCUCCUCUGUCCUUGCACCGUUGAACACAAAGCUGGAGUCCCUUGUCCUUCCUGCUGCACUUUCCGGCAGUAGUUGAGCCCCAAUAGGAUUGUGCAACAAGAUAAUGGGUUAAUGUGUUUGCUAUGUGCUUUUUUUAAUGGGAAAACUGCAGAUAGAGGAGUUGAAUUCUUCCUCAGAGAAUAGCUGUUCACAAGUCUGUACCACUUCUAAGAAAUCAUAUCACACAUUGAUCUAGGUAUUGCCUCUCCUUCCUAAAAGCCUUUAACACUCUUUCCACUCUAUGUUAAAGGAUAUGCAUCUUCUCUUUCUACUUAUUGACUAAGGCUUUUGGCAAGGUCAUCUGCAAAGCUUAUGUGACAGUGUCCUCUGGAGAAUAUUGGAUUUUAUCUGCAUAUAUCAGCAAAGCAGUGGACCUGAAAUAAGAAAUAUUUAGUUAGAAACACCUCUUUAUUUUGCAAAAUAGCAUCCUGCCAAUGGUUCGACCUUCAUAGUGGUUACCCAUCUGUAUUAUAUCUCUGGUUAUUUUCAGCGAGUGAAAUGACAAAAAAGAAGAACGUUCCCAACUUUAUCAUUGACUCUUGUUGCUGUUGUGUGGAUGUAAAUAAUACAAAGAAACUCAAUAAGCUUCCAAUUAAAAUAGCAACCCAAUUAUUGAUUUCUGACAUUUAACCACCCAAGUACUAACCUGCCUCCAACCAAGCUAACACAGUUCCUGCUUUGCAAGUGCCUCCAUAUUAGUUAGUAAGCCAGCAGUGGUGUAAAAUCCUGUCUAUUAUAAGUCAUACUAAAAAGAUUAAGCAGCAACCUCUGGUCUUGAGAAAAAAAGCCGGUGCAUAAGUGCUUAAAGCUGAAAUUCCUUUGAUGUCCACUUGAGGCACGCUGCAAAAGCAUCACAAACCCCCCACACACACACCCAUUCAAAGAAGCCAAUCUUUACAUUCAAGGUAAAUAUGUCUACAGCCUGGUUGGAAAAAUAGUUUUAGUAUGAGGUUAUUCUUUACCCACAGGGGAUCCUGGUCAGCUCAGCCACUUGGUUAAGAAACCGGCAUGUAAAAUUGACACAGAUGCUGGAUUAUCAACUGCUGCAAAUACAAAACUCGAUCAUCCAAUUUAGCUAAUUUCAAGAAAGUCUGACUCAGAUAUCAAAGCUGUUGUUUGUGAAUGCACUGGUUACAAAUUUAACACCUCUUUGUAUUUUUUCAGCAUUGAGGAGCUCUGGGUGGUGAGCGAUUCACUGUGGCUGUAUGUGAGCAUCUGACAACAUCUUUUUCUGUACCACUCAUGAAAUCCAGCAAGUUGCUUCCACAGUUCAUGGACAUGGGCCUGUAGAUUACAUAUCUGUACUACAAGUGAGUCAUCCCCAAUGUCAGUAUUACUCUUUUAUUAGUUUCCAUCUGCAGCUGUUGAAUGCGAAAGUGAUCUCCUACCUAGGUAAAAUACAGACAGAAUGAAGUACCACUGAGUUUUACUCUAGCUCAUUCAGCUACAGUAGUGUUGAGGACACAUUUGACUUUUUAGAUGUUAAAAAAAGGUUAUUAAAGUGCAUAUUUUCACAUCAUUUAGGGUAAAUGGCUAUAAGAACUUCCAGGUAAUACAAGAUGCGUGACAUUAAAUCAUGAGCCAAAUGGAUGAGUGUUUAAAACAAUGACCCCCUCAUCCAACACUAUUGGACGAAGUAAAAGACAAUUCUUGAUGCUCAAAACACUUGACAGAACAAAAACAAUGGAUACAUUUUCAAAAUAGAAAGAGAAGUAUCCAAAGUUCAUGCAUAAUGGUUUAAUUAUGUCAAUUUAAAACUCUGAUGAGGACUUUUUUUUUUCACAUCAAAAAAAUAGCCUGAAAUUUGUACCGAUGCUUUCUUAUGAUAUCUAAAGGCAAACAAGAUCAUCAGCAACAUGACUCACAUCUAUUAGACUGUAAUUUUUUAAUGCCUGAGGUUGAUGUGAGGGGGGUAGGUGUCAGCUCAGCUGCUAAAAAACACCUUUUUUUAAUAUUUACAAUGAAAGAGACAUUAGACUGUCAAAAGUCAGCAGAAUGAGAUUUUUGUCUGACACAUUGAGAGAACAAGUUAAGAAAGAUUGGCUUGACAUUAGGGGGCAUCAAAAUUUACGUAAACCAAAAGUUCUACACAGGAACUUUAAAAAGCAAGCCUUGGGUGGUCAAACAAACACACUGAAGGUUAUAGAUGUGACUGAUCAUUUAGUUCAUCAGAAGAAAACGAAGAGAAAAGGUCUAUUUUUCAAAAUAGUUACCAAAAGUUUAACAUUAACAGUUGAUUAAAAAGAUCCAAUAUAAAUUUUACCAUUAGAGGCUUGUAAAGGAACAAUUUCGUUCUCUUUAGGAAUUGUCUGCUAUAUGUCCCCGUCUCCUAAUAUAAUCUGACUUAGCAAGUUGUUUGACCUCAACACAGUUUUACAGAAAACAGACACGAGAGUGAGUCCAGAGUGAGUCUCACUGGGGAGACAGAAGAGAAUCUGACAUCCAUCCAACCUGUCAGCCGAGGAACAUUAGACAUGAAACCCAGAGAGAAAAGACAAAGACCCAGUUGGAUCUUGGCCGAGGUGAUAAGUUACCUUACACUGCAGUCAUUACACCGCCCGAAUUAAAUGAUAAGAUUCCAAUUACCUGCUAAUUUAAACCAGCGGUCAAAUAUGAGGAGCAAAGGAUGAUGGAGCCUGCCGCUAAGGAUUCCAGGUUGUAAUAGCUUUUUGCAGGUGAGGAGUAAAUUGAGAAAAUCUUGCAGAUAAUAUAGAGCAGUGUAAAUGACCUACUGACUGGAAAAAUACGUUAAAUUUAGUGCAUAUAUUAUGUUUCUUUUCAGUGACAUUACAAAAAUCUCCAAAAGAUAGCUGCUUAGCUUACAUUGCUUAUUAAAACUCUCUUAAACCUUAUGUGAAACUUUGUUUUAGUUAUAUCCAUGUAAACACAGUAUGAAGGUUUCCUCACACAAAUAGUAAGAGGGUCUUGUCCUCUAAUUAAUCUGACUUGUCCCUCUGCUAAACGCUGGAUCCGUUUGCAGGACUCCUGCAUUAUUCAUCAUGGCUGUGGAUGGUAGAGGAAGUCUGCGGUCUGGAGUCACCUUACUCUGAGCGAGAGAGAGAUGGAGAAGGAUGGGAGGAUGAAGUGAAAGUGAUGGAAGAGAAGUUGAGGAUGGAGGAAGGUGAAGGGAGGACAGAGAAAGAGGUUGGACAGGAGGAAAGAGGAUGA